GGGUCGGCCAUAGUUGUUGGGUUUGGCCCAAAACAGAAGCCUAAAUGUCGUCGUUUUCUGUCAGAGGAAGCACACCGCCGAUGCGUCGCUGGCGUGGUAAAUACACGGCCACAAUCAGCAGAUCGUUCGUACUUCGUAGCAGUUCCCAGUUCCCACCAAUCGAAAUCAUUUCAGGCCCCCACCACAAUCAUCCUUACAGUUCUACCCCCCUCAUCACCAUCACGGCAUCACCAUCCUCUCUCUCUGCCGAUCAUACCUCGCCAUUUUAAUUCUCAGUAUGAGGCUGAACAAGUGAUUUUCCCAUACUGUCCAUUAUCAGAUCAAUCUGGUCUCCGUCUCUCAGCGGUUGGCGAUGGCCGACGAGGAUGACUUAAGCGAGAAGCAGAAGAAAGAGAUCGCAAAGUGGUUCCUCCUCAAUUCGCCCGCCGGUGAAAUCAAAUACGUUGCCAAAGACCUCCGAUCUGUUUUGAACGACGACAAUGCAUACAAUAUGGCGGCUUCAGAGGCAUUUCCUUUGUACAACAAAUCUCACUUGAUGUGCCUCCAACUGCCUGACAGAAGCGGUGAUGUGCUGAUUUCAUCAUUUAGUGAGCUUGAUGAGAAUGAAUAUCUUGAUCCUAGGACUGCCCAAGUUGCUACAGUCGACCAUGUCAAGCAAGUUUGUACAGAGGUGAGACCUGCUGCUGAUGAGGAACUUUCAUCUCCAUAUAUUGAGGAAUAUCGAUGUUCUAUGGAUGCGGAAAUUAUGAAGUAUGUUGGUGAAGCAUACCCAAAAGGAGUAUCUUCCGUUUACUGUAUUAAUGGAAAAGAUGUGGAGGGACCAGGAUCUGAUUUUGAGUUUGUAGUUGUCAUUUCAGCAGCAAGGCAUAGCCCGCAGAAUUUCUGCAAUGGAAGUUGGCGCUCCAUAUGGAACAUUGAGUUUAAGGAUGAAAUUCAAAGAUUGGAAAUCAGGGGCAGACUGCAGGUAGGGGCUCAUUAUUUUGAAGAGGGAAAUGUGCAGUUGGAUGCAAAACAUGAAUGUGAGGAUUCAACAAUAUUUCAGUCCCCUGAAGAUUGUGCAUUUUCUGUUGCCAACAUCAUUCGUCAUCAUGAGACAGAAUAUCUUACAUCUCUUGAGGCAGCAUAUUCAAAUUUGCCAGAUACUACUUUCAAGGACCUGCGGAGGAAGCUGCCAGUUACGCGUACCCUAUUCCCAUGGCAUAACACACUGCAGUUCAGCUUGACAAGAGAUAUCACUAAAGAACUUGGAAUCGGGAAAUAAAUAUUAAAUUGUAACUUGCGAGGCAUGUUUAGGGAAGGUCUAGAACAAAAGUCAGUUGUGCCUUUUCCAACAUAUAUUGUUCCAUUGCUUUUUGAACAGACGAUUUCCUUCAGGGGGUACCCUGUUGGGGCCUUUUUGUUUUUUCUGUUCUUUUCAUCAAUUCAUUUGUAAUUAAGUGUUGCACUUGCCUGCUUUGGUGCUGGAAGGUAUCAGAUGUCAUGUAAAUUUUUUGUACUUACCAAAAA
Molecule: messenger RNA, 1506 nt
Organism: Malania oleifera
Lineage: Eukaryota; Viridiplantae; Streptophyta; Magnoliopsida; Santalales; Ximeniaceae
Product: F-actin-capping protein subunit alpha
Exons: 10
Coding region: 353-1261 (302 amino acids)
Biological process (GO): actin cytoskeleton organization; barbed-end actin filament capping
Cellular component (GO): actin cortical patch; F-actin capping protein complex
Molecular function (GO): actin filament binding
Source: RefSeq, a predicted model, not a curated record